Molecule: messenger RNA, 827 nt
Organism: Cantharellus anzutake
Lineage: Eukaryota; Fungi; Basidiomycota; Agaricomycetes; Cantharellales; Hydnaceae
Exons: 2
Coding region: 287-724 (145 amino acids)
Source: RefSeq, a predicted model, not a curated record
CAGUCCAUUCACAGUCCGUGCUGAGAAAAGGACGAAAAAACGAAAUUACACGCAAGUAUCUACAUAUCGUUAAUCCUAAGAGUAUUCCUCAAUCCCCAUAAAAGAAGGCGCCAUAUCUCCUUUCCCUUUCUCCUUCCAGUAUAUCCUUUUAGAUAUAAUAUCUUUUUCAUCAUCGUCUCCGGUCUACAGCCUGAUAUCCAACCUCAACGCCAUCCGAUACAGUUUCUGUUGUAUCUGCUGAAGAUCGUCUGUAUCCACCUCUCCUACCCUAGACGGAUCAUUCCUAAUGUUUUUUUUACCACCAAUAAUAGAUUUCGAUGCCUCGACGGCUGGAUUCGCCACCCGUGCAAUCCAUGUAGGCUCCGAGCCUAGUGGUGAGACUGGUGCUGUCAUCCCUGCCAUCUCCCUCAGCACCACAUACAAACAAUAUGCCAUAGGCAUUCACAAAGGGCAUCCAGGGAUUCGAAUACACUCGCUCCGACAACCCAAAUCGCCGCAGCUUCGGAGCAGGCGGUCAUACUGCCAUAGCAGUAGCUUCUGGGUCCAGUGCCACCGCGCUGCUUGUGACAGCUGCGGGUCCCAAUUCUAUCCGUCAACGAUGUCUAUGGUGGUACUGCCCGAUAUUUCACCCGAGUCGCAAAUGUCAUUCAAAACCUCGCUACCACUUUCAUCGACCUCGAAUCAGCUCGAAGUAUAUGACGCAUUCAAGAUAAUACAAAGCUAAUUUGGGUUGAAAGCCCAACUAAUCCCACGCUUCGCAUUAGUGACAUACCCCGAAUCGUUCGCAUCGCUAAUUCUCAUCCUUCUCGUCCACUCGUCAUAGUAGA